This is a messenger RNA of Schistocerca piceifrons (Central American locust), 573 nucleotides long. RefSeq names its product diacylglycerol kinase beta-like. The transcript has 6 exons. NCBI's taxonomy places the organism in Eukaryota, Metazoa, Arthropoda, Insecta, Orthoptera, Acrididae. The record is from RefSeq and is a predicted model, not a curated record. Bases 73 to 573 code for a protein of 166 amino acids.
CCCGCUCGCCCGCAGCAGCGACGGCGCCGCCGCCGGGAUGGCAGAGCGGUCGCGUGGCGUUGAAGGCUCUAUAUGAGUCGGAAGGAGAAGGACCUGCAGUGGGAGAAACUCUCCCCUGCAGAGUUCCAGCAACUUCAAGAUCUCCAGUCAUAUUCAUCAAAGAAACUACAAGAUGUGCUGGACGAGUGUAGCGGCACUGGACCCCUGUCGCGCUACUGCCUCGAAGAUGAUAUCGACUUCGAGGGCUUCAGGCUGUUUAUGGACACAUACCUGGAAGCAGAAACCCCCGAGGAGCUGUGCAAACAUCUCUUCCUGUCUUUCGUCAAGACACCACAUGCCAAAGAGCCGGGUGGGAGUGAUGAGGAGGAGGAGGGGGCGGCGGCGGCGGCGGUGUCGUCGCCCACGUCUGUGCGCCACGUGGGAGCCACGUGGGCGUCGGCGAGCAGCCUGGCGCCCAGCAGGCUGGCGGAGCGCCUCGGGCUGGCAGACCGCGAGCGCCAGGCCCGCGCGUCAGACGCCGGCGCGCGGCCCCGCACAGCGGAGGAUCAGAACGUGUCUAUAGUCUAUUAUUGA